Messenger RNA from Dovyalis caffra, 375 nucleotides. The record is from the annotation of a GenBank genome assembly. NCBI's taxonomy places the organism in Eukaryota, Viridiplantae, Streptophyta, Magnoliopsida, Malpighiales, Salicaceae.
AUGGAGAGCAGAAAUCGUGCCUUAUUUGGGACUAGAGAAUUCAGCCAGAUGAGGAAAAUAACAAGGACAAUAGCCUAUUUUGUUAUCAAUGAUUCUGAAAUCCCAGAUUGGGUUUCGAUGGAAAUUCUUUUGCUGCUUUCCCUCGAAAACUAUAUUCAAGUUCAGAGCUUUGGGGAUUUGGGGCACUUGGAUUUCGUAUAUUGGACAACUGAGCUCAAUCUGGAAAUCUUUUCCUCAGAUAUUGGGCAAUGGAGAUACCUGAAGGUGUCUGGUCCUCAGGUUAUAGGCGCAAAGCUAUCCGGGCAAUAUGCAAAAUCCGGUUUAUUGCAAGCUACCACCACGACUCCAAGAGCGGUAAUAGCAACUGGAAAGUGA